This is a messenger RNA of Moneuplotes crassus, 1477 nucleotides long. The record is from the annotation of a GenBank genome assembly. NCBI's taxonomy places the organism in Eukaryota, Ciliophora, Spirotrichea, Euplotida, Euplotidae.
AUAUAAUAAAAUGGAAGGUUUGAAGGUAGAUUAUGUGUAUGUGUGGGGGAUGGCGUUUACUUCGUCGCUUGGAUUCUUUCUGUUGGGGUAUGCAUUUGCGUAUUUUAACAGUUUUGAGACGAUAACUUUUGAACAGCUGAAGCACUUCUCAGAUCCUGUUAUUAAUAAUAAAGAUAUUUUUAACUCAGUAAUGUCAGGAAUUAUACCUGGAGGAGCUAUUUUUGGAUCGUUUAUGAUAUCGUUUCUAGUGCCAUAUGGGAGGAGAUUUAGUCUAAUGAUCUUAUCUCUGUUUUAUAUUGUUGGAUGAGGUAUUACAUUGUACCUCAACUUCUAUUCUUUGCUUAUAGGAAGAAUGAUUAUGGGAUUUUGAUGUGGAGCAUAUUGAACUGUUUCUCCUUUAUUUAUUGAAGAAAUAUCACCCAAACAAAUGCCAGGUACUUUGGGAAUCCUAAACCAAUUCUUAGCAGUAACAGGUGUGCUCUUCUCAACUACGUUACCCUUCAUCUUGCCUUAUCCAAGCGAGCCUGAUUCAUACAAAACUUCACUGUGGAGAAUUCUUUUUGCGUUCCCUUCUCUGUUCGCUCUUCUCCAGUUUUUCCUCCUUCUUGUCGUGUUCAGGUAUGAUACUCCUAUUUUCUACCAAACCAAGGAAGAUAUAGAUGGCUAUGGAAACAUAAUGAAGCGUAUAUACAAAGAUUUUGAUGAGUCUAAUCCUUCCUGGGUCGAAACAGCUAGUGCAAACUUGAUCCAGAAGAAAAAGCCAGAGUCUACAGAUGAUGGAAAAGAGAAUGAAGAACCUAAAUUUAGAGAACUCUUUACAAAGAAAUAUAGAUUCCCUAUGUUUGUUGGAAUCUGUCUUGCUAGCUUCCAUCAACUUGCGGGUAUUAAUGCUGUUAUUUUCCACUCAAAUCAGAUAUUUACAGAUGGUAAAGAAGGGAUUGAUGCUGAUAAAGCAGGCAGAAUAGGAACCUUUUUCAUUGGAAUAACAGGGUUCUUAGGAACUGCAUUUACGCUAAUAAUAUCUAAACUAGGUAAAAGAACAAUUAUGCUAUGGGGAUCGUUCCUAAUGCUGAUUAUUCUCACAUUUUUGGGAAUAAUUUCGCUUUAUGGGUACACUACUGUCCAGAUUAUAGGAUCAAACCUUUUUGUAUUCCUAUUCAAUGGUUCGAUUGGUCCUUGACUUUGGGCAUACUGAGCAGAAAUCUUAACAGCAAAUGGCAUGUCUUUAGUAGCUUUGGUUAAUAUGGUAUGGACCACUCUUGUUGGAGCAUUCAUUAAUCUUCUUGUUCAAGCCUUAACCAAUUCCGGUCUGUUCUUCUUAUGAGCAGGGUUCUUACUAAUUUGAACCCUUUUCAUACUGUUCAUAGUGAAAGAAACUAAAGGAAAGUCCAGAGAUGAGCUUAAGGCUCUAUACUCUUCAUAAAAUUUGCUAAGGCUCUAACAUCAAAAUUAUGCUCAAAAUAUCGAACGUAAAUUU